This is a messenger RNA of Lotus japonicus, 2133 nucleotides long. RefSeq lists its product as uncharacterized. Bases 682 to 1419 code for a protein of 245 amino acids. Lineage: Eukaryota; Viridiplantae; Streptophyta; Magnoliopsida; Fabales; Fabaceae. The record is from RefSeq and is a predicted model, not a curated record. The transcript has 13 exons.
AAGGAAACAAAAAAAACUCCCAACACAAAAAAUGAAAAAUGCUCUUCCUCCUUUUCAUCUUCGCCGUGCCGGAAACCACUUCCACCGGAACCCCAGCAUGAUUUCGCCGCCUCAGCCGCUCCCAUCCGCAACAGGUUCGUUCUGUCGACCUCCGAUGAGGUUCCUACACUCUGGAUGGACCAACGUUUUGUUCUUAUCGGCGAGGUCCUCCAAAGAUUGCAAUGUUAUAAUUUUGCCCACAAUUUUUCAACACUAGUUCCCAGUUCCCGCUCCCCUGCAUCUGGAUAAGGACAAAGUUUUCCUGAGUUGCUGCUGCUAUAAAGCCACCACCAGCAUUCAUUUCUUCAAACCAACUCAUUCGUUUCGCGAUUCUUCUCUUGCUCUUUCAUUAACCAUGUCUGCUCUUCCGCCUGUCAACACCGCCGCCAACAACUCUGGUGGGGGGAUUCCAGCUGUGGGAAAUAGGAUCGAUGAUCAGGAAAAGGGAAAAACAUGCCACCAAUGCCGGCGAAAAAUCCAGGGCGUCGCUGCUUCGUGCAAGAAUCUGAGAAAUGGCAAGCCUUGUGUAAUAAGAUUUUGCCGUUUAUGCCUUUCAAACAGAUAUGGGGAGGAAGCACCACAGGUAGUUCUGUUGGAUGACUGGAGUUGCCCAAAGUGCCGGGGCAAAUGCUACUGUAGCACAUGCAUGAUCUUAACAUGGAGGAAGGGGAAGCAGAGACUAUUUUGCGAGAACUAGUUCGCAAACAAAACUUGCGCAGUGGAGAGAACACCUUAGCUGUUGAGUUCCAGACUAGACUUUUGACCCUGCUCCGCACCGCUUCAGGACAUGAGUCUCCAUCCUUAACUACAGUAGAUGGGAACUGUUCAUGGUUGAAAGCUCUGGGGGAUUUAGCUUUACAAUCUCCUCUUGUGCUCAAGGAUUUCCCUGUAGAAAUGCUCAAUGAAGGCCUCUCUGGGUAUUGUAACUUGAGUUUGUGUGACAAGCUUAGACUCCUAACUUUCAUCUGUGAUGAAGUUCUUAACUCAGAGAAAGUGAGGAGUCAUAUUGAAAAGGAAAAUUUAAAUAUUGAGAAGCAGAGGAAAGAAGCCAAAGCUCUAUUUGCGGUUGCGAAGGAAAAGAAUUUGCUGGAAGAGACAGCCAAAACUGUUCAUUCAAAUGGGGAUCCUGGGUCAUCGACAGAGCAAGAUGCUGUUGUCCUGAAGUUAACAACUGAAGUUGCUCAAGCUCACAGUGAGAUGCUCGAGGCUAAGGGCAGGAUUCCUAAAAGGAAAAUUUAUGAUGCUACGAGGAUUGAGCCUCAGUUUGUGGAUGGUAGUGGUAAGGUAUUUUGGAAAUUGAAAUGUUUUGAAGCAGGUUUUCUAAUUCAUGGCACACCAUGCAAACAUCAAAGUACAAGAAGGGGAUGGUACUGCAUUUGAUGAAAGAUGGUCUGUUUAUGGUCCUGAGAAGAAGAAUGAGAUUGAUAAGUAUAUUUCUUCAAGGUAUCUAAUUCAUGAAGGAUUCUUCACGAUUUCUUCUUGGAAUGUUUGUAGUUGUAGGUGCUUUUCUGUCCCCUUUUCGAUUGAUUUUAGGCAUGUCACUCAGAGUACGUUUUCACAAUGACACUUUAAAGGUGAGCACUUCAAGAGGGGUCAUUGCAUCCCUUUUGUUUUUCCAUAUUUUUAAAAAAGCCACAAAGACAUCCCUACGAUAUCAUUUUUACUUCUUCUGACAUUUAUCUUUGGAGACAGGUUAUUGUACCAACUACCAACGAAAUCAUGUAUUUUUAGAAUUGCAAUUUGUAAGACGUAGGUGGAAGUGGCACUGGCAGCUGCUGAUGGUGAUCUUAACGUGGCAGUGGAAAUACUCAUGAGCCAGCAGGGUUGAAACAUGAAAGCUUCUCUUAAAAAAUUCUCUGCGCUUUGUUCAAUCACUGUCUGUGUUUCAUAUUGCACCAUACCACUAACAGUUCGGUGACACCAAACAGCCUGUCUUUGAAUAUGAUGUUAAACUGAAGAAAUUAUGGCAGAGAGGGUUUUAGCCAAAAUGUGAGCAUUCUGUUCCUCUUCAAUUUGUUUAUAUGUAAAUUAUAGAUAGAGUAAGAUCUUUAAUUCUAGGGACGGUACAUAAGAAAUUAGAUUCAUUUUUCUUCA